AUGGGCCGAAUCUUAUUCACAGAGUGGAUGGCUGUGUGCUGGAACCCUUCCACUGAUCAGCUUAACGUCCCUGUGAUGUUUAACGAGCUGUUAUAUCUGAGUGCGGGCUGGCCUGCGGGUUGCGCCAACAACAUCUCCAUGUUCAUCACAGCUUACGUGACUUUGGAGAGGUACCUCUGCACGGUGCUGCCCCUGAAGAUCAAGAAAAUCAUCACCCCGAGAAGAACCGUGGCGGUCAUCGUAAGCAUCUACGUCGUCUGUGUUGCAUACGUAGUCCCGGAGUACGCCUACGUUUACUACGACUGGAACUUCUACCCUGCUCUGAACAGAACGAUGCUGGGGCUGGCUUUCAGGAGCGAAUUCCUGGAUCUGAAAGGCCUUUCAUUUUUAAUUCACGCCAUCCUGGUAGUAUCAGGGCUUUUCAGUGUUAGCCUUUUCAGCGUUCUGCUUGUGACACAGUUGAAGAGGCAAACGAGCUGGAGAAAGAGGCACACCAGAAGUGAGAAUCACGCGGAAGCCUUAACGUUGCGAGACCGGAAGUCGUCAGUCCUCAUAGCUGUGCUGGCUUUGUUCAUGGCGCUAGUUGACGUUCCCAUGUCACUGAAGUUUGAAAAGAAACUCGGUUAA
Messenger RNA from Biomphalaria glabrata, 627 nucleotides. RefSeq lists its product as uncharacterized. Gene Ontology annotation, biological process: G protein-coupled receptor signaling pathway. Gene Ontology annotation, molecular function: G protein-coupled receptor activity. The coding region runs from base 1 to 627 and encodes 208 amino acids. Gene Ontology annotation, cellular component: membrane. The record is from RefSeq and is a predicted model, not a curated record. Lineage: Eukaryota; Metazoa; Mollusca; Gastropoda; Planorbidae. The transcript is spliced from 2 exons.